AUGGACUUACUCGAGCUCCUUGAAUCUGACUGCUUUGGUUCUUCUCGGCCAUACAAGUGCACACACGCGCCAUGCACCAAGUCGUUCGCGCGGCGCUCAGACUUGCAGCGGCAUAUGCGCACGCAUACACAAGAGCGGCCGUAUGCUUGUCCGUUUGCGGGAUGCGAGAAGCGCUUUAUUCAACGCAGUGCUUUGUCUGUGCACAUCAAUGUCCAUACAGGUGAGCGUCCAUUUGUAUGUUCUGAAUGCCUCAAGGCCUUUGCAGAUACAAGUUCUCUCGCCCGGCAUCGGCGCACGCAUUCGGGGCGUCGCCCGUAUAAAUGCCAAGUACUCGGCUGCGAAAAAGAGUUCUGCCGACGCACGACGCUCACGAAACAUAUGCAGCGGGUGCACCCAGAGGAAGAUCACCCCAUGACGCCAUCAUCUGUACUCACCUUUCCACACAUGCCGCCUAUGCCACCCACGACCGCAAUCAAGAAUGUACCAGGUCCGCCCACGUCGGCACCAGUAAGUGCCCCGUCGAUGGUGCCUAUGCUAUCGUUUUUGCCACCUCCCACGACGCCCGUGUCGAACAAAUCAGGCACGACCCUACCACCAGCCAUGAACACAGAAUCUUGCUUACCUUCAUCCGUGCAGGUCCAUCAUCGCAUGAGCGUUCAAGUUCCUACGCCCGCGGUGCCACUAACAUCCUCACCGAGCGUAGGAGGCUCGAGCAUGACCGCGUCACCCUACUGCUGGACCUCUCCACUCACGUCCACGUUCCCCCAUACGCCCAUGUCAGCGCCCUUAUAUUUGCCCUUCCAGACAGCAUCUUCAUCGCUGCCCUUGGAUGAAAAACAGGCCCCCCCUAGGUAUCCUUGUCUCGAAUACUCAUAG
Messenger RNA from Malassezia restricta, 876 nucleotides. Its product is annotated as zinc finger protein. The coding region runs from base 1 to 876 and encodes 291 amino acids. Gene Ontology annotation, biological process: regulation of transcription by RNA polymerase II. The transcript has 2 exons. The record is from RefSeq and is a predicted model, not a curated record. Gene Ontology annotation, molecular function: DNA-binding transcription factor activity, RNA polymerase II-specific; RNA polymerase II cis-regulatory region sequence-specific DNA binding. Lineage: Eukaryota; Fungi; Basidiomycota; Malasseziomycetes; Malasseziales; Malasseziaceae.